AAAAAAGAAAGAGAAGAAAAACAGACAAAAAAACAAAAAAAUGAUAAGAUGUGCAGAGUUCUUAAAAACCACUCAUCCUACACAUCUGUUAUUCUAAUUUUUAGAUGUGCUUAAUCCUCAGAUAAACAAUAAAAAUUUUAAAACGCCGAAGAGAAGACGUCAUGGACGUCGAAGAUGAAAAUAUCAGCACCUUAAUGGCCAUGGGAUUUCCAGACAUUGGGGAAAUUAAAAGGGCACUGCGUUUAUCAAAAAAUGAUUUGAAUGAAGCUGUUGCCAUUCUCACCAACGAUCAAUCUGUGUCUUCCUAUGGGCCUGUUAGUGAUUUAAAUAUUGAUGUUGAUAUGAAAGAGGUAGCUGGUGUUUCUAAAGGAUCAAGUGAAGAAGCAUCUGUGGCUGAAAGUGGAAAUGAUGGCUUUCCUGAAACCCACCUGUAUGAGUUGGAGUCAAGGGUCUUUACAGACCAAUGGUCUAUACCCUACAAGAAAGAUGAAAGUUUACACAAAUGCCUUGCAGCUGCCACAAAGCUGAUAGAAGAAGGUUUUGGAGAGAAUGAUGAAAACAUGCAGAGGUUUCUAAAUAAAUGCAUGCCUGAAGCAUUCAGAAAAUUACUAAAUUCUACAGCAGUGCAAAGAUGGAACUCUGAAAUCCAAAAGGGAAUCUUUAAUAUGCUGGAGCUAUUUGUUGAUCUUCUUGUUGUUCGUAUGAAGCACAAACCAGUUCCUGUUCAAAUGCUUAAUCAGGUGUUUACAUUGGCCUGUGAUUUGGAUUGUGAAUGGAAUUGCAAGAAUAAAGGACAGCAAAGUGAAGAAAAGCAUUGGGAAGAUUUGUUUGGUCCAGGGGAAAUAUUUGCAAGAUCCCCUGAAAAUUUUAACCAGGACCCUUAUGGCUGGCUUGUAGAUCUUCUGAAUCAUUUUGGAGUAAAGAAUGGAUUUGGAAUGAUUCAGGAUAGUUUUGAAGAUGAUCUAGAUCCUGUUUCUAUGUCAGCAAUAUUAAGACCAUUGGGAAAUUGUGCUGAAUUUUUGAACCCGUCGGCUGUGUGUCCAAUGCUUACAAAGUGCCUGAAUCAAGCCCUUAAUCAUGUUACUAAAUUAGAUGAAAAAGAUUUAAAGAACAAGGAUAUUGGAGCUGUUCUUGAACUGCUGGUUGCAUUAAAGUUACUCUGCAAGUGUUUGUGGCCUGAUCUUGCUGACAGGAUGAACAACAUCCGCCUUGAAGUUAUAUUGCGUAUGUUGAAAACACCUCAUUUUAGCACACGGAUGAAUGCCCUAAAAGAGGUAUCAAAGCUGGUUGAAGAAGCGGAAUCCACAUCACCAAAGAAGUCUUCAAUUCCUGGAGACCAGUUGGCGGAAUGGUUGUCCGAUCAUCAGGUGUUGUCCGUUGCUCUUGAAGGCAAUAUUGAUCAUGUACAGUACACCGAUCGAAUUAAAGGCCUUGUCGAAUUUUUGGGCCCACGCCUAAGCUCCGAUGAACUGAGCCAAAUCUGGGCUAUGGGAGAAAAAAGUUUUCAUGUUGUCGAUAAUCUUCACAGUGUUCUAGCUGCGGCCGCCCCAAAGCUCGCACCGGCACAAUUGGAUCAUUUGUUGCUUCUUGUCCAAGAGAAAUGGCAGCGCAACUCGAAUGAUCGAAUGCGAGAAAAGCUACUCAGCUUUCUUGGACAGCUAGGGAAAGAGUGUCGAGUAUCAAAAACCGGUUCGAAAAUAUUGGAAACGUUAUGGGAUUUGGCCCGCUACGCCGGACUUCCGUGUCACUUGGUAGAGAGAGCCCUUGAUGAACAUUUGAGUGUGUUGGCGGAAAUACCGAACAAGGAGCAAUUGAGAAAAACAUACGUUUUACGCUGUAUCGACGAUUUGAAAAAAGGGAAUCAGGGUACUCUUCCAUUGCUUCGACAUUUAUUGAAUGUUGCUCGAAGCAUGGUAAAAGGAAGUGGGACUUACCAUAAACCAGAUAAAGCUGCCUUGGCAGAGUGGAAUGCGAGUCACGAAAUUGUUAAACUUCUCCUAGUCUCCCUUGGAAAAUGUCAUCUACAGGCUGUUGCUUCAGCCAAACUUUUGUGCAAAUCGUUAACUCAAGAGACGAUUGUAGAUACAAGAUAUGGCUAUCGACACGGGCAACUUGUUCAGGCACAUCUUGAUUUGUUGCAAAUGCUUUUGAAAGAAGCUGACUUAUAUCUUCCAUGGGCUCGGUGUAAGGAGAUGUGGGACGUUCUUGUAACGAAUCCAGAUGGAUGUGAAGCCGACAGAGAGUGUUGUUUCCAGUGGUUUGCAUCCUGCUUGGGUGACAUGCAGCCUGAUACACAAAGUGCUCUAUUUCGAGAAAAAAUCUUAAAAAGUGACCCUGUUCAUCUUACUUUGAAAGGAUUUGAAUGCGUAAAAACGUUUUUCGAAUCUGUAAAUGUGUCAGAUGGUAAAAUGCGAAGGUUUGGAACGCAAGCGAUGGUGGAGAAAUUAGAUCCAGUUGGUACUGAUUAUUUUUGGCAAGUUGCCUUGGAGUCUCCAAAUGAAGAUUUAGCCAAGGAAGCCAUGACACACAUUUUGGAUAUCUCAUAUUUGCAUCUUGCACCUCGGUUGAAGAAAGAUCCUGCGGUGUUGCAUAGGAAAUUUAUUAAUGAUUGCUACAAGCGGCUAGAAACUCAAGUUCCCUGUUCCAAAGCUACGGGCUCAACCACUCCUACCAUUGCAUUGGCUCAGUUAAAGUCAUUGGCACCUGAUAAAAAAUCUGGCUGUCUCCAGCACAUCAGGCGACUGUUGGAACUAGUGGAGAAAUAUAUAAGUGUCAUUGAAGAAAGCCACCCAGCUCCAAGGACAAUUCUACCUCAUGGACUAUCAUUCAAAGGGGAACCAUUAGGGUUGCAUAUAAAAACCGAAGACUCCAAAACGGACAUUGAUUUAUUGGUCCAUAGCCAUGAAACUGUAUGGGCGGUAAAACAAAAAAUAGCUUCCCUUCUACGCCUGAAUGCUGAACAGCUAAUGUUAGUCAUUGGUGAUCGUCCCUCUAUCCUAGGUCGGGAACAAAAAUCAUUAAGUCAACUGGGUUGUACUGACAAACAAACGUGGGUCGUUAAAUCAACAUCUGGGGCUGGGACUGUAUCGAGUGGUGCGCAGCUUACUGAGUUGAAAGAAAAUUGGGAUGAACUACCUAGCACCCCAUCCCCAGUUGUUGGAGCUUUGUCGCCAGAAGCAGGUGAAAACGAAAUGGAGGAGGCUGCUGCUGUUUGCACUUCCAAUACAUCUGCUGCUCGCAUGUCUUUCCACAUAGAACAAGAGCGAUCCUUACCUGGCAUCGUUAUGGCUAAUGGUGGUCAAGUCUUCACCAUGCUUUAUCAACUCUCAGAAAUUAAUGAUUUAAAAAUUCAAGAAACUAUUCGGAGGCUAUUGCAUUUAAUUCCAACAGAUCCAGCAGUGCUAGAAGUUCUGGAAAAGGUUGCUUCAAGACGUUCUGCUGCUUCUGCUUUCUCGACCGCCGCCUCGUAUGACGCCGAUAAGCGUCCACGGCCUUCCGUUGCCUUGAAUGCCAGUAACCCGAGUACCUUGACACCUCCUGUGCGUGGAAGUGGGUCGAAUAUUGUGGGACAUGCAGCGAUCGCGACGUCUCCGACAAAAAGCAUACCUGCACUUCCUGUGUCCCACAGGCCGGGCGGAUUGACUAGUACUAUACGUUCUGCGAGCUUCCGGCGUAUUCCCCAUCAUCUUCCUGUAGAUAAAAAUGAUUCCAAGGAAUCUGUGGAAGAUAUGCUUCGAGGUUUAUUAAAUCCGACUGCCCCAUCCAUGUCUCCAUUUCGAGUACUUUAUAAUCUUGAGGUUCUAUCCGGGCGGUUAAUGCCAACGUUCUUCGACAGUACUGCGGUGAACAACAGUAAUGUCUUCAAGCAAGAAUUUCUGUCAGCUUGUGGACUGAACUUUGUGUCUCGUGUUCUCCGCAAAGACUAUUUUUCUCAAGAUGUAAAUUAUGAAAUUCGACAGGGUUGCUGUCUAAUUGCGUUACAGUUGGCACGUUUUUUGUUGUGUGGGGAAGUGGAUGAGGCGGCUUCAAGCAUGGCAACGAAAUCGCAAAUGACUCCCUCAAAGUUACAAUUAACGCCAACCAAAAUGACGCCCACGAAAAUUUCUCCUAUGCGCCAGACAACACCGAUGAAAAUUCAGCUUUCGCCUAUAAAGUUGCAAUCCGUCACCACUUCGUUGAGCUUUUCCUGUAGCCCCGUGAAAGAAACUUCCUUAGAGACGGCUAAAGCAGCUUUGCAGGUGUUGCAAACUCUGAGCGAGGCCGAAUUCCUAGACAUGAUUUCUUGCUUCGUCCGCGUCUGUUGGGCAGCCGCUGCAGGGAAGUUGUACCUGGCUGCAGCACCUGGAUCAUCCUCUCUACCAAACAAAGACUUUGGUGGCACAGGCGAAAGUGGCGCUGGCAGCAAUUGUAGCAUCCCAUCGUCUCAAUCGAAUCCUGGUAGAAGAAGUCGUCAGAGUAGCACGGGUAGCACUAGCAGCAGUAGUAGCUCUGGAGAUACCGACACUACUGGUUUAUAUUUUGGAAUAUGCGCUUCUAACAAAGAACUGUGUAGUAAAGACAUUCUCAUCGCCUGUGAAGCUCUUGAGUUGUUGAUAACGUGUCUCGAAGUACGAGGCACGAAAGAGCUAACGGCAUUUUUCUCCUUCCCAUACGUAAAAGAUUUCAUUAUCGACAUUCUUCUUGGUUGUGCCAGUUCAGAGGUGAGAGACAAAGCUUCGGCUCUGUUUUUCAGACUCAGCCAAGCACAAAAUCAAUUUAGUAAGCAUUCGCUAACUCAGAUAUUAGUUAAGGCCCCAGUUCCACUAUGGAUAACAUCUUGUACCACGCGAGGGGCAUCCCAGCGACUUCUAGCGCAGUGUAGUCAAUAUUUUAAUCUACGCUGUCGCUUGUUAUCAUCACUGUCUUCAGCUGAUCAGCGCAGUUUAGGGCUUGUGGCUGUAUCGAUGCUCAACGAUGAAGUUGCAUGGUUAUCAAAUUUUACUCCGUAUAGUGGAACCUAUUCCAACGAAAUGGAACAAGCUGAUAAUGCUUUGUUGGCUGGCCAUUUGAAUGUGGUGAGAGGACUGCUAAAUUGCGAAGGCGUAAAUCGAAAAGAAGCAGGAAAACUUUUGAUUCCUGACCUUCUUAACCAAUACCUUUUCCCGGCGUCGAAAUUAAUCGCUGAGGGAUUGAAGCGCUCCAGCUUCUUAUCCACGCCCACGAAUAUCAAUCCGAAAUGCAGUCAAGCGGAAUCGAGACUUGCGGCGUACGCAUUAAUCAUUGAAUUGGUGUUUGACUGCAGAGAAAAUCUUGAAGCCAUCGUCAAACAGUUAAUAUCAAUGCAUCAUAGAUUCAACCCAGAUUUAGCGAAAGAAUUUGAGUUCGAACCAGCUGUGGAAGGUCGAGCUACUUGUAAUUAUGUGGGGUUAAAAAAUGCAGGAGCAACUUGUUAUAUGAAUUCAGUUAUCCAGCAACUCCUUCUCAUCCCAGGCCUCAAAGAAAGCCUUUUGGCAAUCGAUGAUGAAGACUCGGACGAAGACACACUUUUUUUUCAGUUCCAAAUGGUCAUGGGGCACUUGCAGGAUUCUAAGCUGCAACACUAUGUCCCUGAGAAGUUUUGGCGUUGCUUACGACUUCGUGGUCAACCAGUUAACGUUCGUGAACAGCAAGACUCUUUUGAAUUCUUCACACAUCUGGCUGAUAGUAUCGACGAACAUCUCUUCAGAAGUGAGCGUGAAAAAUUAUUUCAGAAUACGCUUGGUGGCGUUUUCAGCGACCAAAUGAUCUGCAAAGAAUGCCCGCAUCGAUACGAACGAGAGCAAAUCUUCCUUGCUUUGAAUCUUACUGUAAAGAGCCACAAUCUGGUAGACUCACUAGAGCAGUUUGUUAAAGGAGAACUUUUAGAAGGGGAUAAUGCCUACUUUUGUGAAGAGUGUGGCGUGAAGAGGAACACGGUUAAACGCAUGUGUAUUAAAACACUGCCAUCAACCUUGGUAAUUCAACUUAAGCGUUUCUACUAUGACUGGGAUGCGGGAAGGUCCCUCAAGUUUGAUGAUUAUUUUCAGUUUCCGUGGGAUUUAGAUAUGGCACCGUACACGUCAGAAGGCAUCCAAGAGCGAGAACGAACUGACAGUCCUAGUGUGGAUGUAACUUUAACGUCUUCCUCCAAGAAUCGCAACAGCCUAACUUUAAAGAGUACCCGAAUGUCGUCAAGCAACUAUGAGCUCGUCGGUGUCGUUGUACACAGUGGGCAAGCUAGCGCGGGACAUUAUUAUUCGUUUAUCAAAGAAAGGAAGCGUUCGGACAGCACUUCUCGUAAUCGAUGGCUGAAAUUCAACGAUACGACAGUUGAAGAAUUUGAAAUGAAUGAUACAACGCUAGAAGCUGAAUGCUUUGGUGGGACCUAUAAAGCAAAAAGCUACGAUACCACGAAUGGUUUUCCAGAAACACGACAGCGGUACUGGAACGGCUACAUUCUCUUCUAUGACAGAGUGGAAGAUCCCACAAAAACACCGCGAACUCCACGUAAGGGAACUAUCAACUCAGUUACAAAUUCCAGUAUUGUGACUAGAAGCCGAUCCUUCCGUGCUGUUGGAUCACUAUCGACCACACCCAAUAAACUUUCAUCAGCUUCGAUUGGAUGCGUCCCGCAACGUGACAGCCUGAGUCAGUUGUCAGAAUUGCUCAACCAUGGAGAAAGGCAAGGUGUUUUUGGAGGCAAAAUGCCUGCUCGCGUACAGCAAGCUGUCAGAGAAGAAAAUCUUCGUUUUCUGAAAUCUCGGGAUGUAUAUUGUCCCGACUAUUACGAAUUUAUCUACGAAUUGUGUCAAGCUAAUGCAUCUAAGGACGUGACAACCGGCACGUGCGCAAUACCAUCAGUGAAUCUUGCGGUUCACUUCCUUUGUCACACCUAUUUACGAAUACGUGCAAAAGAAUCCAGUCGGCUUUCUUCUUGGGUGGAUCUUAUCAACAAUUACACAUCCGAAUUUAAGGAGUGUUCUCUCUGGAUCGUUGAUUUUUGGUCAGGGGAAGAGGGCACCAAGCAUAUCAAAUCCUUCCUAUUGGAAUGUCCAUCGCGCAGUGUACGUCAUCAAUUUUCGAGGAUAUUGGAAAACUCUUUAUCGAGUUUCUUUAACCAUGGAGGUCAAACGACUGAGCUGUGUUUAAUUAAGCUGGUUGAAUCCCUGCUGUCGAUGCUAGACAAAGAUGUUCCAGACAAUUGCAAAACGUGCCCUCAAUUUUUUUACCUUCUUUCAUCCUAUGCGAAUAUGGGAGUUAAACAAUGUCAACAUUUAUUUCAACUUGGUGCAUUCCGUAAGCUUCUGGUGUUCCUUUUGGGAGCCGACAGGGUUGGACAAAGUCCGCCAUCGCCUUCAUGUUCUCCGCGAGAAAACCAUUCUAAGCCAACAACUAUGAGUCAAAAAGGUCUUGCAAUUCCUUUGCCAGCUCCUUCACCAACCUCUACAUUGCAAAGAAGAUGGAGCCAAACACAAGCCAAGGAUUUCCAUGAUCUUCAUACGACAUUGGCGACGAUGAUCCUUCAGUGUGAUUUGCAAGACGAAGACGCCGUAGUUCACGAAGCUGACAAUAGCGGAAAGUUUGCUGCACCCUCUGAUGUGACAGCAGCUCUAUAUGGACAAAACUCAGUUUUUUACCUCCAAGAAUUAGUCGUAGCGUGCUGCCAUUUGAAUAACAUCAGUUGUACGUCAGCAGUAAUCCGAAUGUUGCUGUAUGCCGCCCGGGGCAAAUUGGAUUUUUCACGUGCUCUUCUUCGUGAAACUCUGCACCAGUGCGCGGUUGUUUCCGCAAGCGAACUAAAAAAUUUGACACAACUACUUCAAGAAAUUCUGGUUUUGGAAGAUGGCCAGCAGUUUAAUCGACUUCAGUGCGUUAUAGAUGGUUUUACCGACAAGGAUGGCCAAUCAGUUGAAGGCGUUCUAGCGUUGAUACAAUCGCAGCAGAAUAAUGACAGUCGGCGGGCCUAUCAGCUAAUGAAAUUCCUGGUCAGCCUAGCCAAUCGCUUGCAGGUUGCGAAAGACUACUUGUUACAGUCACCAAGCAAGUGGCAAUGGUCUGUAAACUGGCUGAAACAGAAGAUAGAACAAAGCUACUGGUCACCGCACGCUGACUUGAGCAAUGAAAACUCGAACACUCGAAUAUUUCAGCGAACAACGUCUGCUCAGGUUACGCUGGAGGAAGCUACAGCACUAUUGACCGAGUUCGAAUCAUCAGACAUGGAAACAGAAACUGACCUCGAGUUUGGAUUAGCCCAGUCUGCCGAGAAUGAUGAGACGUCCACUACCCUAGAAUCAGCCUCGAUGUCGAAGUGUCGUUUCAGCUUAGGUCCCUCUUAAAUUGGUUAUGGUGCCCAUUUAAGUUGCCUGUUAUGAAGCCAGCUGUUGUCGAUUUUUGUGCAUUGAAAGAUCUGUAUCGUUAAGUGCAUGUGCCUGUCGUUACAGCAGUCCAAACCCCCUCUAAAAGCUGUUUGAAUAUGUGCCAACUUUACAUGUCCGCUUCACGUAGACAGACGGACGUGAUCACCUUUCUUUGAAGCUAACGAAUUACCUUGUAAGCGUGAUGCAAAUACAGUUUCAAUAGCCA
This is a messenger RNA of Daphnia carinata, 8580 nucleotides long. RefSeq names its product ubiquitin carboxyl-terminal hydrolase 24-like. Gene Ontology annotation, cellular component: cytosol; nucleus. The transcript has 35 exons. The coding region runs from base 162 to 8333 and encodes 2723 amino acids. Lineage: Eukaryota; Metazoa; Arthropoda; Branchiopoda; Diplostraca; Daphniidae. Gene Ontology annotation, molecular function: cysteine-type endopeptidase activity; protein binding; cysteine-type deubiquitinase activity. Gene Ontology annotation, biological process: protein deubiquitination. The record is from RefSeq and is a predicted model, not a curated record.